AUGGAAAUGGAAAUUCCUAGCUCCAGUCAGUCAGGAGCGUUACUAAAUUCAAGAUUGAUUAUCAACCGGAAACGUCAAGAAGGAAAUCCAGUUCUGAAGUAUAUACGCAAUGUGCCGUUCGAAUGGGCUGAAAUAAAAGCUGAUUUUGAAGCUGGUAAAGAAAUGGGCAUUUUGUACCUCAGUUUAAAAUGGCAUAAGCUUCACCCGAAUUAUAUAGAAACUCGCAUAAACAGUGAUGGUGCUGGGUAUGCAAUAAAGAUCUUAUUAGUGCUUGUGAAUGUGGAACCACGUCAUAUUUUACGCGAACUAAAUCUCUUUUGUUAUCGAACCGGUUGGACGCUUAUGCUCUGUUAUUCCGCUGAAGAAGCUGCAGAAUACUUGGAAAAUUUACAUAUUUCGAGGAACAGGAAUGAACAAAGCGCUAUUAAUGCAAUGCAAGAACGAAAAAAAAAACGGCUUUGCUUGCCAGAUGAAGACAAUGAAUUUCAUCAGGCGGUCAAAUUCCUUACUGUUAUUCGGUCAUUGACAGUAUCUGAUGCUCAGCGUUUGAUUGCUACGUUUGGUAGUAUCCGGAAAAUAGCGAAUGCGGAUAUUGAUAGGCUACUGUUAUGUCCUGGCUUAGGUCCUACAAAAGCAGGAAAUAUACAUGCAUUCUUUCGGUCAUCUUUUCAGAAGGCUUAA
Messenger RNA from Brugia malayi, 681 nucleotides. It is a transcript of the gene Bma-ercc-1, whose product is annotated as Helix-hairpin-helix motif family protein. The record is from RefSeq and is a predicted model, not a curated record. Gene Ontology annotation, biological process: meiotic mismatch repair; UV-damage excision repair; mitotic recombination. The transcript has 5 exons. NCBI's taxonomy places the organism in Eukaryota, Metazoa, Nematoda, Chromadorea, Rhabditida, Onchocercidae. Gene Ontology annotation, cellular component: nucleus; ERCC4-ERCC1 complex; nucleotide-excision repair factor 1 complex. Bases 1 to 681 code for a protein of 226 amino acids. Gene Ontology annotation, molecular function: damaged DNA binding; single-stranded DNA binding.